AUGGAUGCGAUAUAUGACACCGAAGUUGUAUUUACCGAUAGUUUCGCUCCAAAGCCCCGUCGAACAUUCGUUGUAAACACGAAUGCACCUUUGCAUUCUGUAAACACUAAUGUGGAAGCUUCCUCAGGUGUUUGCACAUUUCCUCCAGAAAGUCAAUUCUCUGACCGAUUUAUUUUGUGGCGAGCAAUAGGCCAGAAAUUGUUUCUGGAAGAGCGAUCGCUGUGCCGUACAAUUGUUGAAGGAACACUAUGUCUAGAUUUCUCCCGAACAGCAAUUCUCCCUGGAACUUCGAUUGCAUUAUUCGAACAAAAUGUGCUGUACAUUGUGGUACCCACACAGUCCACUGUACACCGUUUCUACGCUCGUCUCUUUUGCGAUCCUACAGAAAUGACGACCAAAGAGGCACCCUCUAUUUUCACACAGAUUAACGAGAAGGAUUUCCUUGUUGACAAUCAUACCUUAUAUCAACUAACCACUAGUGGGCAUGCAUUUCGAGCAUCUGUAAUUCAGGAACCUCAUCUCACUAAGAUCGCUUAUUGCAUGACUGAAGGUCAAAUGGUAGUAGUGACACUACACGCAAACAAGUACGACAAGCCAGAGGAAGUGUUAUUCAGAGAGUAUGGGAUUAUGAAGCGCCUUCUUGGUGAAUCGUUCUCAGGCGGCAUCUCCGACGUAUCUGGAUUAGCAGGAGUAAAAGGUUCACAAGGCUCCCACGAAAACAUGUUUUAUGCCGUCUAUCGAGAUGGUAUGCUGAGAGCGUGGAAUGCUGAGACUCAGAAGGUUUACACAAUUGAUGUGUGCAAAUUCGAUGCGACAAUCGACUAUGAAGAAAGUUAUUUGAAGGCGCUUUCUGUGAAAUCCUACCAAUUCGACUCUCAAAUUACCAUAGUCGUGGCCGUCUCAACGACAAAAAACACUCAGUUUCACUUCUUCUCAGAUCGAUAUCGUAAGCUUACACACCUGCUUAGUGUCGUCUCCUGUAACGAUGAAGCAUUGCUGGAUUUUGGAGUAAUGCACAAGAAUGUCGGUCCCCGCGGGCUCUGGGCCCUCUGGAGUUCAAUGUCAACAACAAAUGAGUACAUAGUAAAACACACGGAUAUUGAUUUAUCACUCGGACAGGUAGGAUCGUGGCGAAAAGUACGUCCUUACACAAUACGCAGUGCAGUUUCGUCAACAAUGAGUACGGCCGAGCUCAAAGAUUCCAUCUUUAACGCCGAUUCGCAUCCGUUUGACAUUGUUUUCAGAUCAGUGCAGAUAGUCUGUCAUGGAUCAAGAUGUGAGUGCGCUCAUGGUGACUGGAUGGCUCUGACGGCACAUGUCGAUGCGUAUCUUAGAUCUCCGGAGUUCGAUGCUAAUUACACACAUCGUGGAAAACGAACAAUCAAUUCUUCAUCGAUUGAUGUCCAGAAAGAGGCUGAGCAAAGAUUCUUUCGUUCGCUUGAAUCUACUUGCGAUCAGUUAGAACAAGCCGCCUAUGGUCCCAUAGGCUUGUUCCUUUUGGAUAUGGUCGGUUCGUCAUUGGCUGGAGUAGUGCAGCAGGAUCGCUUUUCUAUUGUUUUGGACGGUGAAACGAAGUUAGUGGAUGAGAUGGAGUCUUGUGCUAGUGGAGUUAUGGAGAAAAUAAUAACCGUCGCUUUAGAGAGAGCAGAGGCAAAGGAAGAAGAUGAACUUGGAGUUGAUGAAUACGAGGUCCUGAAUGGACCUGCUCACAAUUGCACAUCAAUGCGAUCACAAGUGGUGAUCAAGAAGUGGAGUGCAAUCAUUAACUUGUUUCUAGAAAUCACCGAGUCGUCUCCUGCUCGAGAUGGCGAACAUGAAUCUGUGAACUUAUUUGAUGGAUCCUUCACUUGUGGCUUGGUCGCAUCGAGAUUAAGUCAUGUUGUGAGACGACGUUUAGAUAUUGGGCGAAGUCUACUCGCACUUAUCCAACUUUACGCCGAAGACAGUAUGCGCUUUGAAUAUCAGGUGCUUGAUUUUUCUGAUUUGGAGACGAAACUCAUCGCCACUAUCAAUAUGUAUAAACUGUUUGACGCUCAGCUCUCAUUGAAAUUGGCGAGAGAGAACGUCCAAGUUUCUCUGUGCAGUUGGUUUAUGGAUGGUGGAGGUGGUCUUGAGUGGGUGUGUAAAGCUGCCCAUGUCGGCUUACCUGAAGAAGAAACUGGUCUACCCGAGUUUAAUGAGUUUCUUGACAUCAUAGUCAAUGCUGCCCUGCAAGUUCUUUCACCUUAUUCUACUGAUGCAUUACUUCUUAGAUCGCUAACAGUUUACGAGAGAUAUCCAACUUUGAUGAACCUUUGUACGUUGUGUGAAAAUGCUAUCCCGGAAGAACUGCGACCGAUGUUGACAUUCUACAGUGCCAUUGCAUUCUCGGGAACUGGAAAGCCAUUAAAAGCGAUGACACAUUUCAAUUUGGCAUCUAAAGGUAUUACCAAUAUGAAUAAAGCGUUGUUUGUCGCUCUGUCUCCCAUUGGACAACCUUCUCAAGAAAUUAAUCUUGGAGAUUACUAUGUGACGGCGUUGCGUUAUCUUCAUGAACAUCGUCAUAGCGAAGAGGUUGUCGAGAUGGCUCGGAGUGCAGUGGCAUCCUUACCUCCUGGUCACGAGUGUACUUCACGCAUAUACGUGACUCUUUUCAAUCAUCUUGUCAAUCAAGGCAAUUGGUGUGAUGCUCUGCAAAGCAUUAUUCAAAAUACUGAUCCAGAAAUUAAAAGGAUGACAUUGCGUGAACUAAUGUCACGAAUGUUGCAUGCGCGAGACUGGAAAUCAGUUGUAGAACUCUCAUACGGCAGACUUGAAGAGGAGGUGGAAAAUAUCCUCUUAUCUACAGCUAGAGCACAAGAAGCAACUGCUGUGCCACAUCUAUUCAAACUGAUUUUCUCCUUCUACAUGAAAAGAAGUGACUUCGAAAGCGCAGCUCGCGCUCAGUACGAAUACGCGUUUGUUUUGCGGACUCAAGCCGUACAAACACCUGACCUCCUGCUUAGGCGACGUGAUGCACUAGCGGUUGCAUCAACGUUACUAGAUCUUCUUCCUGAACAAGACCGUUUCCUGUCGUUUCCUCAAGAGCUUCUUGAAGAAGUCGAUGGAGACGAAGCAACGGAGCCAUCCUCCGACAUUACACCAGAGAUGAUAGACGUGGCGAUGGGUGACGUAAUCGCUGAUGAGCUGGACAUGGAAGCUCCAAAGCGGGUAGCUGUUCGCAGAAAAAUGUUCAUUCUUACUGCAGAAAAGCUUUGUGAAGAAUGGAUUAUUGCAAAUGCUCGAGUGGCCCUAUUGUCCACUGGCCGAGUUCCACCCACUGAGCCGAAAGAAAUAGUGCGAAGUUUGACUGAAGUCAAAGAUUAUGAUGCUGCUUUCGAUGUGUGCAGGCAUUGUGACGUCCCUAUAUCCGAUGUUCUUUAUGCUGUCACACGAGAGGCAGUUAUGAUCGAUGCUGAUCCACCAGAAGCUCCACCAUCUUGGGUGCAACUGAAUCAACGACGAGCGGAAAAGCGAGGACCUAGAAACCAUUGGGGAGUUGUUCGAGGACUGCUGGCGGCUGCUCGACGCCUCUGGCCGAAUGAUUCACGGCCGCUAAGAGCUAUAGCUCGAGCGUUCCUUAGCCAUAAUGUCCCAAUUCCAUGCUGGUUGGACGCAGAGUAUACGGAAUGCGAUGUUGGUGGUUAUUUGCGUUGUCUCGUCGAAUACGGUGCGGUUGCACAAGGUCUAAAAAUAGCUGUAAAUUGUGUUGAGGAGGAGACUAGGAAGAUUAAAUCUGUUGACUCGAGAGUUUGGCUACCAGUUACUGCAAUUAAUGACUUAUUGACUUUAGGAGUGAAGUGUAAGGAGGUUGCGUUGAUGUCUGCUCUGAAUGAAAAACUCCGUGCACAUUUUACCCGGAUUGAAAGCUUCGAAAAAGUUGCACGACUAUCACAAUGA
Molecule: messenger RNA, 3918 nt
Organism: Necator americanus (New World hookworm)
Lineage: Eukaryota; Metazoa; Nematoda; Chromadorea; Rhabditida; Ancylostomatidae
Exons: 35
Coding region: 1-3918 (1305 amino acids)
Cellular component (GO): nuclear pore
Molecular function (GO): structural constituent of nuclear pore
Source: RefSeq, a predicted model, not a curated record